Messenger RNA from Schistocerca piceifrons (Central American locust), 7901 nucleotides. RefSeq names its product ribitol 5-phosphate transferase FKRP. Gene Ontology annotation, cellular component: Golgi apparatus. Bases 32 to 1585 code for a protein of 517 amino acids. The transcript is spliced from 3 exons. Gene Ontology annotation, biological process: protein O-linked glycosylation via mannose. The record is from RefSeq and is a predicted model, not a curated record. NCBI's taxonomy places the organism in Eukaryota, Metazoa, Arthropoda, Insecta, Orthoptera, Acrididae.
AGUUGUAUAUGCCCCCUCAAGCGACGGGAUUAUGCGAAUGAAAUUAGCUAGAAUUGUGACUUUUUUUGUAGUGAUCUUGAACGUAAUAGUGCUAUUUUGUAUAUGGAAAUUAUUAUCGACGCUUGACAGAGGACUUUAUGAUUUUAAUCAAAAAACUGAUCUUCCUCCAAAGUCUACCAAUAUAUUUUCAGACGAUAGUAUUGUCACUUUAGUAAUACGAAGAUUCGAAAAUUUUGACAACGAUAUUGUUGGAACUGUUGAAUCGUUUCUACAUCUUUUUCCAAAUCUCAAGGUGGUUGUCAUUAGCGACGUUCUUCCUUAUCCACCCUUCGAUUUCCGGCACUUUAAUCUCUCAUCGAAAGUAAAGUUGCUGGAUUUGGAACUAAGAUUAACUGACAAAUUUGGUGGAAGAAACCCUUUGCUACAAAUUGACACAAAGUAUGUGCUCUUCGCCCCGGAUUCAACGCGCUUCAAAAGUAAGAGGACAUUGUCCAGACUUAUUCAAGAACUUAAAAGUGGUAUCUACAAAGUAUCUGCGGCGUCAUUCUCGUCAAGGAAACCCGCAGAAUGUUUGAAAGUAAGAGUAAAUGUGCGGCAGUGGUAUAUUCACUAUGCACCGUCAACAGACAACGUAUGUGAAGCAGUUACCGGUAAGCACGUAUUGUUGAUCGACAGGCAGUUGCUCGAAAAUCUGCCAGCACCGUUCUUGCUUCCAUUUCCCGAGGCGCUGUACAUCCAGUCUUCUGCCAGGAACGUAAAGGUGAAACUCAUACAUGGAGAGACUGUCACUGAUGGCAAACCACUCUUUAGGAGUCAGCAUUUAUUACAGAAGGUUGAACAAUUGGAAGCUGCAAGGCGCCAGCAGAUGUUUCGACAGUUUGGUAUAAAACAGGUGAUUCGUGAAACUGGUGUGACGGAGUGGUAUGGAUGUACUCGUGAAACGCCUCGCUGCUUUGGCACAGUUGUCAAUGAUAUGCCAGAAUACUUGUGGCAAGGUCGUUGGACACCCCCCUGCUGCCUGGCCGGCUUACGUCGUACUGCACACCACGUUUUCAAACGUCUUGAACAAGACGGUGUACGUUACUGGUUAGAAGGUGGAACUUUGCUUGGUGCUAUGAGGUCUGGUGAUAUAUUGCCAUGGGAUUAUGAUGUUGACAUUGGAGUGUUGCGUGAUGACUUGCACCUUAGUCCAUGGCUAUCAGGUGCACGUUUGCAGCCAGUUAUUGAUGAAGAUGGCUUUGUGUGGGAGAAAGCACGUGAAGGAGACUUCUUCAGAGUACAGUAUAGCCCUGUCAAUCAUUUGCAUGUAGAUAUCUUCCCUUUCUACUCAAAAAAUGGAACAAUGACGAAAGAUACUUGGUUUCCCACUCACAAGCAAGACAGAGAAUUCCCUGAACAUUUCUUGAAGCCAUUUUCGACAAUUGAAUUUAUUGGGCGUAAGGUGUCUGCCCCAAAUAACAUAAGGGAUUUUCUAGAAUUAAAAUUUGGGAAAGGAGCUGUGGAAAACCCGGAAUACCCUGAUCCAAAGCGGCUAAAGUUUUCACUUAAUGAAGAACAAAAUUACUUAACAGUUCCAGAAAACUGACUGAAAGCUCCUAUUCAUUUCCAGAUUAUAUGUUCUGUAUUAAUAAUUAGAAGAAUGUGUCCUACAUUUUGCACAAAGCUGGAAAAGCUCAUACUUAAAGUAAAAGGACUAUGCUCUUUGCUGAAAGUGUGUUGCAUUGUCUUUGUUCCAGUAUGAAACAAACUGUGAUAAAUAUCUUGCAGUAUUACUUUUUCUCUUCACUUAGGAGAAGGGAGGUCAAUGUUUGUUAUAUGUAUAUUUAAUAAUGUUAGCUACUAUGUAUGUAACAAGUUAACAAGUACCCUUUCCAUCAGUAUUAAUUCUUUGAAUUUUUAAAUGUCGAUAAUUAAGUAGCUGCUAAAACUAUAGAUCAUAUUACCUUAUACAAUUCCCUUACUUGAGCUAUUUGAAUUUAUAUUUUGUUAUGAGAGAAAUUCACUAAAGUGUAUAAAAUUAAAUUAUUUUGUGAAAGCUACAUGGGACAAAACUUCAGAUAUUUUAAUUUUUGUAGAAUUCCAUACUCUAGUUCCUCCAUUGGUUUGAAUCUAGAAUGAAAGAGGUCUUUUUUUAAUAUAUAGUUUUACUUUCAAAUGUUGAUGCAGUGGGUUGGGUCAUCUAUUUUUUGAAACUUUUGCUCCUAACCACCCCCCAACCCUUAGCUCCUCUCUCAGUUUAAUCUUCACUGCUUUGUAAUUUACUAUUUUUAUAGCACAUAGAAUUGACAUGUGGUGCUUAUUUCUAAGUUUCAAGGAUCCAGUAGUUUCAACUUUUUUGCUCAGUUUUUCUCUGAACUUAAUCUCUGGAAAAUUUUUGCAUGUGUUUAAAAAAAGGCAAGUCACAUCAUUGUUUUGAUCUUAAAUUAAAUUUGAGAUCACUCCAUACCUGCCUGGGCGAGUUGGCUCAUAAAUUAGAGGAAAGUAGGCAUUUUGUUUAUAUACUGGCAACUGUACAUGGGCAUCUACUAAAAUGGAUUGACUGUAUAGGAACAUAUGUAUUAUUUACAUGUUUUCACAUUAGCACUGAUGCCCACAAAAUACGAUGACCACAGAUUACAGUCUUACAUGUUGGUUCCUUAUUGAUCCUUGAAAGUUACCCACAUUAACAUUUGUGAACAUGUAAUUGUAUAUAGUAAAUCACUAUGUCGUGUUCCAUACACACUUAAACACUGAAAAGAGAAUAGUGGUUUUUGUUAAAGAUGUGAAACUCCGUAUUUUAUGAGGAAUGUUAUCUCCUACUGAAAUUUGUUGCACCUUUUUACUCCUCUAGAAUUAAGAUGUCAGAUUCCAUUACUUUUGUUUUCUUUCUUUUGCUUUUGUGUGUGAUGAUAGUUGAUAGUUAGAAUCUGUUUUAAAACGCUAAUAAUUCCCAUUGUAUGCACAAUACAGGCAAGUUACACAUUUCAAAGAAGAAGAAUUAACUCCUCAAGAAGCAAUUUGUCACUUUGUUAUUUUGCAAACUGCUCAUAUUUUAAGUUCAAGCCUGUCUUGAAGAUUUGAUUGCCAGUUGCCCCCACUGAGAUAUUUUAUAAUUUUUGACUGAACGGUAGUAGGCGAGGUAGGUACAUCAGUGCAUUACAUUCAUUGUACAAACGUUUGUUGCUGCCUCGUCUGUAUGUGGAUGACUAGCAAGCUCCUGUGGAGGCACUUUCACCCGCAUAUGGGUGACACUCUUCUUUUUCAAGUUACAGUUUUUGCAGUUGGAUUUUUCAAAGGAAUGUAAUGGAGCAAGCACUGAAAUGUAACUAUAGGAUAUACAACGUAAAUAUACAAACAAUAUACCUACUCGUAAUACUAUACAUUUUGUUCAUUUAUAUUUAGGAUAACAUAUUACAUUAUAGUAUGUUGUACGGUGUUCAUUAAAACAUGCUAAACAGAUUUGAGGUGAUUUUGGACUAUUGUAAUAACAGUUUUUUUUUCCAUUCGGUAGUUUGCCUCUUCUAGUAACAUAGGGUGCACUUCCUUCAUAUAGGCUUGUCCUGCUGAUUGUUAUGAAUCUCUAACUGGUGCACCACAUUCCUUGUUUUAUUUCUUUUACUGUCAGGCAUGGUAUGAAUCUCUAACUGGUGCACCACAUUCCUUGUUUUAUUUCUUUUACUGUCAGGCAUAGCAUUUUCUGUGAACAACCAUUUGGUAACGAUUUUCCUGAAAUUUUCUUAUGCCUAGUUUUGUAUUUGUGGCUCUCUGGUACACGAAGCGAGCAUUUACUGUAUUUGUUCCUAAAAGCAUAUGCAGUGCUAAUUUCUGAUACCACUUGAUAACCUUCCUUAUCACUGUGGCAUAUGACAAUCUGGUCACUUCCGUCAGUGCCAGGUUUUUCAUUAGUAUAUGCUAGUAUCACCAAAGGCUGUUUUGGAGGACGACCUCGAGCGUGACAUUGUAAUAGGUGCAUGUUUUGUUGAUAACAUACUAAAAUUGUCAACAUCUCUCCCUUUUAGCACCACAAUACCAUUAUCAUAUUUUGCUAUCAUUUCAUCUCUCUUCAAUGGGUAUGACAUUACAAAACGUAGCAUAAACCUUUUGUUGUACUGUACAGUUCCAGUGAUUUGAAUUUUGAAUUUUAGACAUUUGACUACUAAUUCAUCACACUUGUAAAAGUUACCAACAAAACUCUUCCUUUAUUUAGCAAUUUAUCUGUGAGUUCACUGCAAGCGUUUUCAGCUGUGCCAUCUUGCUUUCUUCCACUGGUGUCUCAUCAAGAAUAUACUUUCACACACUGUAUAUACCCUUCACGGGGCACCAUUUGAAAAGUUUUACAGCAUACUUACGCAAUUUUGUUGGUAUGUACUGCCUGAACUUCAGUCAUUCGCUUCAAGGAACCAUGGCCUCAUCAACUACAGUAUCUUCAAUUGGUGAAAAGACUUUCUCUGUCAACAUGUUUAGGAAUGGUAAAACUUUUCUAAGUCUGAUACUCUCAUCUUUAGUUUCAUUAUUUGUGAAAUGCGAGUUUGCUAACAGUAAUUCAAAACGAUUACCGGACAUCCUGCUGCAAGGAAAUGGAAAGUUGUAAAUAGGGUCCGUUGACCAACGUCUUACGAACGGUGCCUGUACUAGAUCAAUCCAAAUAAUCAGUCCUAUGAAAUUUGUAAUUUCCUCAGUCUGUUCAGUUGAUCAUAUUUAGUCAUUUUAGUUUGUGCUCUGCAUAUUUAUUAGUCUCUUUGACUAAAAGGCUUAUCACUUUGUCAUCUAAGAAUAGCAAAAGCACUUCACCUAAGCUAAUGUCACUUGUUGUUGUUGUCUUCAGUCCUGAGACUGGUUUGAUGCAUGUCACAUAGCAUAUCCAAUCAGAAGCCCAUCUUUUCCAGUGAACUUAAAUAACUAUUGCCUGUUAAUGAAUUUGUUCCAUAGAGUUCAGUUCCUCUUCUUCAUCUGCAGCAAGUUCUUCCAACAUGUCAUUGAGAUCUUCACUAGCAUAUAAUUGCUCCAAAUAAGAAUCUGAACUCAAUGAAAUUCUAUUCAUCACUAUUUAUCUAUAAUGCACUACUAUGUCAUCACUACUUUCCUCACUUUGACUCAGUCUUUUAUGCUGUCCAGGGUACUUGAAGACACAAAGGUCACUGGUGUGUGUCUCACAGUAUGCUUCUUGACUCGAUGACAAAUCUGCAGUGAGAUCACAGGCAGGCCUCUGGCCAAAGCAUUUAUUGCUUCCCACAUUUUGGAACUGAGAACUUCGUUCUUUGUAAUGAAUCAAGGGCUGUGGGGCAUUAGGUCACCAGCGACUUACUGCCCUAUUUGAGUUACAUCGUUACUGUUCCCACUAAUCGCUUUGUUUACUUUCCAGCAUUCCAACAGUUGGCUUUCGGCCGUGCGCGAAACUCAACUGAAUUGCGCCAGGCAACGAAUGUGGUAAACUGGAGUUUAUGUAGGUGUAAUAUGCAGCCAGUCACUUUUUGAAUUUGAUUUGUUGUCUUGUACCAUUAAUAACAAUAAUGGAAAUUCCUGGAUGGAAAAAUACAUAAAAUAGGGGAAUGGCAACAAUUUACGUAUGAGUACUGUGGGCCAUGCUUGAGAAAUAAUGUAAUAGAAAACAUUAAACACUAACUUUCAAGCUCUUGCCCUUUUUCUAGUAGGAAUACACACAUUCACACACACCAACUUUUAAUGUGUGUACUCAUACUAGAUAAGAGCAAGUGUGUGAAAGCUAGUGUUAAGCAUUUUCUGUUACACCUAUCUGUGUGCCACAUAACAAGCCUCUGUAGAUAAGUGGUUGCCUUUCCCUUAUUCAUUUAUUGUCCAGUUUUAUUUAAUUUGAAAGUACAAACCUCCCCCCCCCCCCCCCUCACACACACACACACACACACACACACACACACACACACACACACACACAACGUAAACUCAGGGUCAUGUUAUUGUUGAGUUUUAUUUAAUUGAUUUUCGAUAAAGAAUAAUUCUCUGUAGUUUAACGGAAUAGUAAAUUAAGCUAAAAAAGCUGAGGGUGCAAACAACAAAUGAAAAUUGCCAACAGGUAAUCAGUGACCUAAUGAUGGGUGGCCCUCUGAAACACUUAAUUGUUCAUUUUAUAAUAAUAUGGCUCUGAAUGGUAAAAGCUGUGGUGAUCUAGUUGGUAGGGCACUUGACUCUGGCUCUUUCAGGUCCUAGGUUCAAUCGUGAGUAGGACAAUAUUUUGGAGCAGUUUGUCUCAUGAUCAUCAAAUGUCAUGCUGAAAAUUAUUGGACCUUAUUGUAGGAUUCAGCACUUUUUUCCUAUUCGUAUAUGAAUGUAUAUGCCUUGCUGUAUUUCAUAUUUAAUUUAUUGUUUAGACCCACAAAACUUAACCAUGGAUAGUUUCUUUAUGGUAUUGUCUAUUUUUUUACAUAACUUUAUUAUUCUGUAUACCACUGUUCAGCGUUUUGUGCGGGAUUCUGAGUAUAAGUAUUUUCCUUCAUUAAUUCAAGGAUGCUUUGCAGAAAAAAGGUUACUUACAUGAUUAUUCACUGGCAUGUCUAGCUUUGAAAUUCUGAUUCUUAUGCAGCAUGACUGCAGUACAAAUAGCAUAUACAAGAGGAACUAUUGUGUUGUGCACAUCAAAAGACAGUAAGAAUUGGGAAGACAAACAAAGAAAAUAAGGAAAUCAACUAACUGGUAACAAAAUAAGAUGAAGUAUUUUCACUUUUUUAGAGUUUAUUGGUAAUUUCAGUCACUGUCUUCACAAAAAUCUCAGAGCCUUUCACAUAGGACAUGCGGAGAGACUCUGUGCUCCACAUCUUUUUUGCAACGUAUAUGAUUUAGUAUUGUAUAAAUUUACUGUUUAAUCUCUAGCAACAGCACUUUUCCAAGCUCCCAGCUGUGAAUUACAGUUACUGUAGACGAUAUACUUCGAAGUGUCAAGUGGAGUUGAUGCUUCAAUUUUUUUCCACAGUAUUUCAGUGACUGAGUCUGCCUUCACUGUCUGAUACUGCAAGCAUAUGUCUUUUGUAUUAACUCAUCUAACACAAUUGUUAAUAGGUCCUAAUAAAAUGAAUGCCGCUAAUUAAAAUAUUACGCAAAAAAAUGGAGAUGUCAACUCUGAUGUAUAAUGAGAAAUAAAGUUUACAGUCACAUGGAGAAAACUGCAGAAAUCAGAAUAACUUUAAUCAUUAUAUAAUGACUUUGCAGUAAGCAAUGGAAGUUAUUAUGUUUUGCCGUUUAUGAUGCCCUUGCUGUACAUUUCACUUUUUUAAUCCUCAAAAAUGUAUAGCAUUUCAAAUUUAAUCUCCAUUAUAUUAAUGCCAGUCUUGUUGUUGAAUGUUUUUCUGUUCAUUCUUUAACCACUGCAGAUAUUUCAGUAAUCGUAAAUCUAGACAGAAAAGUAAGAAACAAAAUGUUCAAGCUAAAAUUCAUAUGCACUAUAGAAAUAAGUGUAUUUUAUUUUAUUGGUGCUGUCUUGAUGUAGUGUUCUACGGUUAUUACCUUUGUCACUUUCUGUGAAUUUUCAGUAACUGUUUUCUCUGAGUGUUAAUGAUGUUCCUAAUUAAUAUUCCCGGUCAUGGUAACUGAGGAAAAAUGCAGCGGCUUUACUGGAUCUGUAAUAGUACCAUGUUUAUCUAUGUAUAAAAACCAUGAGUGUUCACAAUUAUUUCUCCAUACUAAUUAUACACUAACAGAUGUAUACAUAAGUAAUGUCUUCACUUUUUUGCUCACCUACAGACCCAAAAAAAAACUACUUUUUUCAAAGCGGGAUGAAUAUUUAAGUAUUUCCUGAAACUUUUUGUACAAAUUUUACCCAAGCCAAGGAUGCUAGUGUACUGUUGUGUGCCAUCUUUGUUGAAGUGCCAAAACUGUAUCUAAUUAAUGUACAUUGUAAAUAUAGUGCUGUUAUGUACAGAGAUGUCUCAGAAUAUUAAAAUAAAAUUACUAAA